Messenger RNA from Theileria parva strain Muguga, 4458 nucleotides. Its product is annotated as MIF4G domain protein. Gene Ontology annotation, molecular function: protein binding; mRNA binding; translation initiation factor activity. Gene Ontology annotation, cellular component: eukaryotic translation initiation factor 4F complex. Lineage: Eukaryota; Apicomplexa; Aconoidasida; Piroplasmida; Theileriidae. The transcript is spliced from 4 exons. The coding region runs from base 376 to 4443 and encodes 1355 amino acids. The record is from RefSeq and is a predicted model, not a curated record.
AUAAUAUUCUAUUUAUAUUAUUAUUGAGUUAAUGUGAAUUUAUAAAUUUUAUUGUUUUAUAGUGCAAUUUUGGGGUCUUUUGUUAAUCUCACUGUAAUGGAACAGGGUACUACUCACUCCCCUAUUAUUUCUAUUCGCUCCAUUACAACUAUUACCCCUUAUACCACACAUAUGCCUAUCCAUAUAUAAAUAAUUAUAGUAUAAUAAUAUUAUACUACUGGUAUACUGAGGGUUAAACCGUAAUAUUACCAUUUUGAUUGCAAUUUAAUUAUUUCAAGGGUCAAAGUAAAUUUCUUGCUCGUAGAUUUGUAAAAUUUUCUGGAUAAAUAUUGUUAAUUUUGAUUAUUUUUGUAAUACUGAUUUGUAUUUGUAGAGAUGAUGAGAUUGUUCAGGCGCAACUCCAAAACCAUUUCCAACGCCAGUGAUACAUCACAACAGCCCAGUACUUUAACGGAUAAUCCAACUCCAGUUACUCUAGAAGAUUCUGAUAACAUUGUUGAUGCUGUUGAUAUGGUUGACACUGUUGAUAUGGUUGACACUGUUGAUAUGGUUGACACAGCUGAUAUGGUUGAUAGUUUUGAUAGUGUUGCAGAUAGUUCUGAGAUUGUUGAUGAUUCUGCUUAUAUCGUAGAUGAUUCUGUUGAUAUCGUAGAUGAUUCUGCGGAUAUGGUUGACACAGUUGACGUUAUUGAAGAUAGUGUUAAUGGUGGUGAAAUUGUAGCGGUUACAGUUUCUGAUACUAGUGAUAUAGUAAUGGAUAAGGUAGAAGAGUUGGAAAAUACAUUAGUAAAUUCUUUUUCAGGGGACACAGCAGAGAACUCCAUUGAAUUAGAUACUACUGCUAUCACUGACGCUAUGGUUUUGGACAACUCUGUAGAAAAUCUCAAUACUAACAGUAACAACUCAGCAAUUGUUAGUACUGGUGAGGCAGAUGAGAAUGUAGAAAGUAGUAGUGUAAAAAGAAGGGUUAAUAUGAAGUCAAAACGUAAGAAUUCAAAGCAUUACAAUAAUUCAUAUCAUAAUAGUCCAUAUUACCCACAAUACACCACCCCCCCAUACCAGCACACUUCUAACUACAAUACGUCAAACUAUUCUACUCCUAACUAUAGUACUCCCAACUAUAAUACACCCAACUAUGCGAACAACUAUGUGGGUCCCAUCUAUCCUUAUGGAAAUUUUAACAAAUAUUAUCCGACACAGUAUAAUAACACUGCCCCUGGCACUGCAGUUAACUUUAAUGUUAACCCGAAUAACUCUAUGAAUAUGACUGGUGUUAAUGCUCAUAACACUGGUAAUGUGAGUAGUGUGGUGAAUAAAAUUCAGUUAUUGAAGAAUAGGCAAAGGUCCGCAUUACAAAUAUUGAAUCCACACACUGGGGAAGUCAUUAAUUCAUCCACCGCCACCACACCUCAUCCAGUUAACACUGCUACUCCCACUACUACUGAGAUUCCCACCACUAAUAUUCCUACUGGUAAUAUUGAGCAUGACGCUACUAUGCCCAGUACUAUGACUAAUGCUGUACCUACUGUUGUUCCCACUGUUAUGCCUAGUUCUAUCCCUAGUACUAUUACUAAUGCGAUGACUAAUACUAUCCCCAAUACUAUGACUAGUAGUGUAUCUAGUACCAUGACUGGUAGUAUUCCAACUACGGUGCCUGAUACUAUUCCUACUGCAAUCCCAAAUGCUAUUACUAAUUCCAUCCCAAAUGCUAUGACUAAUUCCAUACCUGAUACAAUGCCUACUACGAUCCCAAAUGCUGUGACUAGUGCUAUACCUAGUAGUAAUAUUGUUGAUAUGGUAGAUAACGCGGUGACUCAGGACACUGUGGAUUUAGUUGAGAUGGCUGGGGAAAAUCAUAUCACUGCCUCGAUUUCCGUGGCAAGUGUUGACUCAGUUGAUAACAGUGACACAGUUGAUAAUGACAGUAGUGUAACUAUGAGUUUGGAUUGGCAGGAGAAUACCCCGACACAAAUGGCGCCCCCGAUUUUGUUAAUCUCAGUGCAGUCGAAGCCAAAGACCAAGAUCAAGAAUAAGCCUAUAAAUCCAGCGGAAAUUAUACUCACAUUAUCUGAGCUGCACCCGAACCCUAAUAUUUCCACACACAACUCUCACUCUAAGUCACAUUCACGCAAAAUCUACAAUGUCCCGGCUGAAACCGGUGAUGGCGUUAUUGGUGAUCGAGUUGAACCGGUUGUUAGUAAAGUUGACCCGUUGAGAAUAGUUAAGCCUGUCUUUGGAGUGGAUUCUGAGGAUAGUGAGGAUUCAGUUGAUAUAGUUGAUGACUCAUUAGUUAUUGUUGAUACUAUCAAGGAAAAUAACCGUCUAGAACUUCCGACCACUUCCCCAUUUGGUGCUGACACCGGUGAUAGCCUGUUUGAUCUUGGGAAAACAGUUAAUGGGAACACAGUUGAUAUUAUUGCUGACCCAGUUAACAUUAAUAUUAAGGAUAGCAUAACUAAAAGUAUGGUUGAGCCUGUUAGUUUGGUGGUAGACGUAGUAGAACCACCUCACACUGAGUCCAAACUUGAAUCACAGGGAUUGGAUUACUCGGUUGAUCAUUUGAUAAGACUUUCAUUUGGCGUGUUUGAUGUAGAAAUUGAAGAUUUGGGCACAUUUAAAAUCGUUCCGCUCAACUAUGUGAUCCGUAAAAAGGCUAAGAAAACACCUCAAUGGAGGGAUAUCUCAGCGACUAACUCGAUUAACACGGUAAGUAGUGUUAAUGGAGUGAAUGGAGUUAGUAGAAUGAGUAAACUGGAUCAGUUGAAGAGAUCAAUACGUACAUUAUUGAAUAAACUGACGGUGGAGAACUUUUUGGUAGUUUCAGAGAAGAUUGUGGCUAUUUAUAGAGAAAUGAGUUUAAGAGAAGAAGUGGAGGUGUUGGUGGACUUAUUACAUGAAAAGGGUACCACGGAAUUGGAAUAUGCUGAUAUGUAUGCUGACUUGGCAUUCUUACUGAGAUAUUCUUACAACGACAUCUUGGAUCUUGGGAACAAGACAACGUUGUUUCAUAAAAGUUUACUAAACAAGUGCCAAGACUCCUUUGAGCAAAUCAACUCCAACGCCUCCCUUGAUAAGUCUGUUAUUCUCGGCAGUAUUAGGUUUAUGGGUGAGCUAUUUCUGCGUAAAAUUCUCUCCAUUAAUAUUUUGAAGAGGAUUUCAAAUACCCUCUUAUUCUCACGACAAACUACUAAUAUUACCAGUGCUAACAGUAGCGGUAGUAGCAGUGAAGAAAAUCUCAACUCCACCUCUAACACCGCUACUAACGGUGUUAAUAUUGCUAAUAACAUGAAUAAUAGUAGUGCUACUACAUCAACUGAUCCUACUGUUAAUACUGCUGUAGAAACUACUGAAACUUCCACUACUACUCCUCCUACUUCUACUUCUUCUACAACUACUACAGCUACUACUGAUAAUACUAAUAACUCUGUGCCACCUGCCGCCGUACAGAAUGUGGAAGGUAUUGAGAAUGAGCCGCCGAUGAAUUUGUUGGAAUGUUUUGUGGAAUUAUUGACAACGAUAGGGUAUACAGUGGAGCAGAUACCAGGGGGAGUGCAGAUGUUGGAUGAGUAUACAGGAAUACUAAUACAGUUGAGAAAUAGCGGAAAGUACCCGACGAGAAUAAACUUCAAGAUUCAAGAUUUAAUUGAUUUGAGGAGAAGGAAUUGGAAACUAAAGUUGUUUAAGGAAAAGGCAACUUCAGUGUCACAGAUACAUAAACAGGUGGAACAAGAACAACUUACCGGCUCGAUUAAUAGCGUUGAGGGAAAGUACAUUACUGCUGGGUUACAAGUUAACCGACAUUAUACUCAAUUCCUACUGGAUAAAAGACAAAUUGCCAUAGAUUCACUUGUUAAUGGUGUUUAUACCGGUUCACCGCCAGUUGCAGGAGAAAAGAAUAGUAUGGAUGAGAUGAUGAAUAUAGUGAAGGAGUUUGAGAGUUUGUGCUGCAGAGAAGCACUUGAUGACGUUUGGAAGAAAUUCAGUCCUAACGAUUCGGAAGCUAUCGUACUCUUUCAGCAGAUGUUGAAGAGUUGUAUGAAUAACGUUGAUUUGGAUUCGGGGCUUAAAAUGGCUGAUCUUAUCGCAUUUCUAAUCGCGAAAAUUAUCGACUCCGAUACACUCAGAGCCAAACUGCUCAACAUAUUGUGUAAUAAUUAUGUGAUAAGAUUGAAUGAAGAAAUGAGUGAAAAUGAGCAUGUGAUAUCAUACGUGACGAGGAUUUUAACGAGGUUGUUCUGCAGAUUACCAGGCGAGUCACGUAACUUACUUGAAAGAAUUUCACUGCCCAAUGACUUCAAUACUGCGAAACAACUUUGCGUGUCACUCGUCCACUCGGUUAGAGAAUACUCAACAGUUGACCUGGGCUUCACGAGAAGAAUCAUAAGAAGACACCUCUACUCCACCUUCCAACAUGAAAACUUACUUUUCCUUGAUCUUAUAUAAUUUGAUUCAACUGUA